Paralichthys olivaceus (Japanese flounder) is the source of this 1268-nucleotide messenger RNA. NCBI's taxonomy places the organism in Eukaryota, Metazoa, Chordata, Actinopteri, Pleuronectiformes, Paralichthyidae. The record is from RefSeq and is a predicted model, not a curated record.
CGCAUAGACUCCGCCUCCAACACCUACUAGUUCUCCUCCUGUUUGGCAUCCCAGAGAUGGUCUAAAGUGAUUCCUCAGGGAAGAGAAGGAGCGCAAAUCACCGGAGCAGGGAGCUGACGAGGAGCGCAGCGCAUGAGCCGCCGCUGGUGCCCGGGACUGCCUUUUUUUAAUUGCGCGUAAUCUUCCGUCUCAUCCAUCUGAGCAGAGGAGAGGACUUUGUAAAUAAAAAGAACCGGAGGGGAAGCGUUGACUGUUAGUUUUAAAAACCUGACAUUUUGCUUGUGUUCCUGUCAGCGGCAGCACCUUGAUCCGGGGGACCGUCGCCAACUCGGUGCAGCCUCACAUCCUGAGCUCCCCCUUUCAUCGCUCCUCAUCUUCAUAGCUGCUGCUGCUUCCCUCCUCCUCUUCUUCUUUUUCCUCCUGGAGUCGCAUGAGGUGCAGCUAACCCUGGAUGCUGACAGACAGCUCCCCUCUUCCCUCCGCAUGUCGCAUCUUUUGUUUACUUUCAGAAACACACGCGCAACUAGACGCCAAGUGUAACAGACCACGCCACUUUGCUCCUGUGACAGCGCGAUCAAACAGACGCGAGCAGGAGGGGAGGCAGCGGAGAAAGAAGAAGGAGGGAGCCAAGGAGAGGAGGAUAGAGAGAGUGAGGGAGAGAGAGAGAGUGAGUGAGAGAGGGACAGCGACAGUGUUGAAGGUGCGUUUUGAUGUUUGGCAUCCACGAGAGCAUCCAGAGGAGUGGGAGUAGUAUGAAAGAGGAGCCCAUGGUGGCCGGGAUGAACGCGGUUCGGACAUGGAUGCAGGGCGCCGGGGUGCUGGACGCCAACACAGCCGCGCAGAGCGGAGUGGGUCUCGCUCGGGCACACUUCGAGAAGCAGCCGCCCUCCAACCUGCGCAAGUCCAACUUCUUCCACUUCGUCCUGGCUCUGUACGACAGACAGGGUCAGCCGGUGGAGAUAGAGAGGACCACCUUCAUCGACUUCGUGGAGAAGGAGAAGGAAACGACGGGGGAAAAGACCAACAAUGGGAUCCAUUAUAGACUCCAGCUCCUCUACAGUAACGGGAUCAGGACAGAGCAGGACUUGUAUGUUCGUCUCAUUGACUCCAUGACUAAACAGGCGAUUAUCUAUGAGGGCCAGGAUAAAAAUCCCGAGAUGUGUCGGGUUCUGUUGACCCACGAGAUCAUGUGCAGCCGAUGCUGCGAUAAGAAGAGUUGUGGCAACAGGAACGAGACCCCGUCAGACCCCGUCAUCAUCGACAGGUAA